GAGCAUGUGAAAUCGGCAAAGAUGUUGACUAACUUUUUACUUGUAUUAUUAUUAACUGCCUGUGUGUCCUGUAAGAAACAUAAGAAUGUGCCUUCAGCUCAGCCAUCCACUCCACUUUCGAUUGGUCCAUUCGGAAAUUGUUAUGCCCACGAUCGUCCAUUGAUUGGACAUUGUGUGCCAUAUAGAGAUUGUAUUAGUGCUCUCCAGGCAAGAGACGACGUAACGGUUCUAGAGUGUCCAUCUGAGUCCAAAAAGCACGAUCGCUAUGUUUGCUGUCCCCAUGGAGGAUAUAUAGUGCCCGAGCCAAAGCAGUCCAAAAGUGAAAGAGCCUGCAGAAAAGCUUAUGUAAGGGAAUCACAUAAGCGACGUAGACGUCAGUCAGACGAUCAAUUAGAGGCAAUUGAAGCACCUAUAAGAAGACUCAAUUUCAGUGGCACUGAAGUGGUCGGCGGACGACUUACUCAGCCCGAUGAGCAUCCCUAUAUGUGUGCACUUGGCUGGCGCUCAAAUAACAAAGGCAAAGGCAAAGGCAACGGCAAGAAGAUUGAUCGUUGUUAUAUAUUCAAUUGUGGCUGUGUGUUAAUAGAACGUAAAUUUGCUUUAACGGCCGCUCACUGUGCCAGUUUGGGAGGGGAGUCCCCGGAGAUUGUGUUAAUUGGCGGUGUUGACUUGAACAGUACCGAAACGAGUCAAAUCAUUCGUAUCAAAGAGAUUAAAAUUCAUCCGAAUUAUGACGAUGAGAGUAACUACAAUGACUUGGCCAUAAUCAAGUUGGAGAAGAAAUCCCAUCAACCAAUAGCAUGCCUGUGGGCAAACGAUGCUGUACCCGAGGUUCCAUUGACAGCCAUGGGUUAUGGCCAGACUCGUUUUGCUGGACCACCUUCACAUAGGUUACUCCAAGUCCAAUUAUAUCCACUCAAUAAUCAACAAUGUGCAGGCUAUUUACGUGAUGCUGACAAAUUGAAGAAUGGCCUAGGACCAGGACAACUUUGCGCUGGUGACUACUCUGGUCGCAUGGAUACAUGUCAAGGAGAUUCAGGCGGUCCUUUGGUAAUGUAUCAACAGGAUGGACAACAUCGUUUGCCCUAUGUAAUAGGUAUUACCUCGUUGGGUGGAAUAUGUGCCAGUGGAGCUCCUGGUGUUUACACGCGAAUUUCACAUUAUAUUCCAUGGAUUGAACGAAAGGUUUGGAAAUAACGCAAACCAAAUUUCAAAAGAAAUAAAUGACUACAAAACAUGGAAGUAUUUUA
Molecule: messenger RNA, 1250 nt
Organism: Drosophila willistoni
Lineage: Eukaryota; Metazoa; Arthropoda; Insecta; Diptera; Drosophilidae
Product: serine protease snake
Exons: 6
Coding region: 22-1197 (391 amino acids)
Biological process (GO): proteolysis
Molecular function (GO): serine-type endopeptidase activity
Source: RefSeq, a predicted model, not a curated record